AAAUCCUGUUUUUCUCAUUUCAUUCGAACGACCCAGUAAACUCAAGACGGCGGAGCCUCUCUCUCUCUCUCUCUCUCUCUCUCUCUCUCUCUCCGCCCUGUCGCAGCGCAUGUUGCCAUUCUUCUGUUUAACCUGCGAAGUUGUUCAUCUUUUUCCCCGGAGAUAGCUCGUCAGUUGUGUCUGUCCUGCUUCUUGAUCUUAACACAGUUCAUCCGAGGAGCUGUUCGGUUGUCCCUCAUCUAUCUUGAUAGAUAUUGAAGCUAUACUCGGUGGGUUCUUCUGGGAAGAUCCACUAUGUCUGCAUCAGCUUAGCAGAAAGUAAUGAUUGAUCAGCAACCUCUGCUACUUACUUCUGUUCAGCUCCCUUUACAUGUUCCCCUUGUAGCACUCAACCCCCUUUGAUUGGUCGAUCUUUGUACUGACUUGAUUCGGCAAUUUGCCUUGUUCUGGUUAUGAUCGAUAUAGUUUCAGCAAAGACAUUGCUUUGAAGGGCAUCCCUUUUGGUUCUGGGCUGUUUUGAUUGAAUAAAGUUGCUGAAAUUGUCCUCUGGGUUGUAUCACUAUUCGAGGAGGUAGGCUUUACUUGGGUUUGACUUUGGAUGGAGGAGCUGUGAGUCAUUGAAGAUCAGAUCUAUCGUGUACUGUGACGGUUCAUUCGGAUGGGCGGAUGAAAUUAGAUCUUCUUGUUAUUGAAGAAAGAGUCUUGUGUUGAGGAUUAGGAUUUGAUCCACAUGGGGAACAACUGUGUGGGCCCGGCCAUCUCUAAGAACGGGUUCAUCCAAUCAGUCUCGGCUGCGGUGUGGCGUUCUCGGUAUAAUGCCGAUGAUUCGGUCCGCAACAAUGCCGAGAAUGCUGAGGCAGCAACUCCCAGAGAGCCCGAGUCUCCAUUGCCGGUUCAGAAUAAGCCUCCUGAACAAGUCAUGAUCCCGAAAGAAGCAGAACCUAAGCAAGAAAAUCCACCUAAUAAGCCCAAGAAGAAGCCCCAAGUGAAGAGGGUCUCUAGUGCAGGGCUUCGGACAGAGUCAGUCCUGCAGAGGAAAACCGACAACUUCAAGGAGUUUUACCGCUUGGGUAAGAAACUAGGACAAGGGCAGUUUGGAACAACUUUCUUGUGCGUCGAGAAGGCCAUGGGAAAAGAGUUUGCUUGUAAAUCUAUAUCAAAGAGGAAGUUGCUUACCGAGGAAGAUGUGGAAGAUGUUAGAAGAGAAGUUCAGAUAAUGCACCAUUUAUCAGGUCACCCGAAUGUGAUUUCUAUUAAGGGAGCAUACGAGGAUGCUGUGGCAGUCCAUUUAGUUAUGGAGUUUUGCGUGGGAGGGGAACUGUUUGAUCGAAUUAUUCAGCGGGGACAUUAUACUGAGAGAAAGGCUGCAGAGCUUACUAGGACUAUUGUUGGUGUUGUCGAGGCAUGUCAUUCGCUCGGAGUUAUGCAUCGGGAUCUUAAGCCUGAGAAUUUCCUUUUUGUUAGUGAGGAGGAGGACUCCUUGCUUAAGACUAUCGAUUUUGGGCUGUCAGUUUUCUUCAAACCAGGUGAAAAGUUCACUGAUGUGGUGGGUAGUCCGUAUUAUGUCGCACCAGAAGUUCUUAAAAAAUGUUACGGUCCCGAAGCAGACGUGUGGAGUGCUGGAGUAAUUCUAUACAUCCUACUCAGUGGAGUUCCUCCCUUUUGGGCUGAAUCCGAGCAGGGGAUAUUUGAGGAGGUCUUGCAUGGUGACCUCGACUUUUCCUCUGAUCCCUGGCCCACAAUCUCGGACAGUGCGAAGGAUUUAGUGAAAAAGAUGCUUGUUCGGGACCCGAAAAGGCGGUUAAGUGCACAUGAAGUUCUAUGCCACCCUUGGAUCCAAAUCGAUGGUGUUGCCCCUGACAGGCCUCUCGAUUCUGCAGUUUUAUCUCGGUUGAAGCAGUUUUCUGCCAUGAACAAGCUUAAGAAAAUGGCUCUUCGUAUCAUCGCUGAGAGCUUAUCAGAAGAAGAAAUCGCGGGCUUGAAGGAGAUGUUUAAGAUGAUAGAUACCGAUAACAGUGGUCAAAUCACCUUCGAAGAACUGAAGGCAGGGCUGAAGAGAGUUGGAGCUAAUCUGAAGGAGUCAGAAAUUUACGAUCUAAUGCAAGCAGUAAGUAAAUGUAAUAUGAAGGAUUAUCACCUUCUAUUGCAAACAGGCUGUUUAUGUCGCAUAUAUGAGGUGAUUGUUGGCUUGGAAAAAUUGCAGGCAGAUGUGGACAAUAGUGGGACGAUCGACUACGGAGAAUUUAUCGCUGCGAUGUUGCAUCUGAACAAGAUUGAGAGAGAAGACCAUCUGUUUGCUGCCUUUUCGUAUUUUGAUAAGGAUGGUAGCGGGUAUAUCACUCCAGAUGAGCUCCAACAGGCUUGUGAAGAGUUUGGGAUUGAGGAUGCUCGCCUUGAGGAAAUGAUCCAAGAAGUCGAUCAAGACAAUGAUGGACGCAUAGACUACAAUGAGUUCGUGGCGAUGAUGCAGAAGGGAAAUGCAGGUGGGUUUGUGAAGAAAGCCCUAGGAAACAGCAUCAGCAUCCGCUUCCGGGAAUCUCCGAGAAAUUAGUUAAUACUCAGCAGCAUUCUUAAAUUAUUUUUCCGCUUCAUCAGUUUUGUCUCGGACAACCAAGUUCAUACGCGGUUAAUAGGAGAAAGAGGACUGCCAUACUUUGGAUCCCGAAAUUGUACUACUAUCUUCACAAGUGAAAGAGUUCUGUGUAAGGUUAUGUUGUUUUAAAUCAGAAUGUUCGGAGAGUACAAAUAUUCUUGUUCAAAUUCGCCUCGAGUUGGUUUGUGCUUAAUCUCAUUAUAUUGAUGUUUGAAGAGA
Messenger RNA from Punica granatum (pomegranate), 2812 nucleotides. NCBI's taxonomy places the organism in Eukaryota, Viridiplantae, Streptophyta, Magnoliopsida, Myrtales, Lythraceae. The record is from RefSeq and is a predicted model, not a curated record.